Messenger RNA from Bradysia coprophila, 802 nucleotides. Its product is annotated as glutathione S-transferase 1-1-like. Gene Ontology annotation, biological process: glutathione metabolic process. Gene Ontology annotation, molecular function: glutathione transferase activity. NCBI's taxonomy places the organism in Eukaryota, Metazoa, Arthropoda, Insecta, Diptera, Sciaridae. The record is from RefSeq and is a predicted model, not a curated record.
AAUUAUAAAAUUAGUUUGUUUCAAACCUUUGUCCGCGAAGCACGUGUGGGUUUAUUAACGCAGAGAUGAUCGACCAGAAGUUGAUUCUAUACAGUACAGACUAUAGUCCACCAGUUCGUUCGGUUCGAGUUGUUGCGAAGUUGCUUGGAAUUGAAGUCGAGCUUCGUGACGUCAACUUAGUUGGUGGAGAACAUCUGAGAGAGCCAUUCGUCAAGCUAAAUCCAGAACAUACUUUACCGACCCUCGAUGACAACGGAUUCAUUCUUUGGGAUAGUCAAACCAUUUGUGCUUAUUUGGUCGACAAGUACGGCAAAGACGACAGCUUGUACCCGAAGGAUUUGCAACUGCGAGCCAAAUGCAACCAGCGUUUGUUCUUCAACGGAAGCACAUUGUUCGGCCGGUUACGUGACAUUGGUCGACCAAUAUAUUUGGGAGAAUACAGCGAGGUUCCGCAACGAAAAAUCGACGAAGCCUACGACAAUUUGAAUGCACUUGAAGCAUUUUUGGAGAACGAUCUAUUUCUGGUCGGCAACCAAUUAACAAUUGCCGAUGUGUGUGUUGCAUUGACCAUACCAUUUCUACUCAUCCAUGCGCCGUUGAAAGAUGAUAAGCAUCGGAAAAUUUCGGCUUGGUUGAAGCGCGUCAGUGCUACUAUACCAUUUUUCGAUGAAAUGAAUGCAAAAUAUCCAGAAGAGCAUCGAAUUUUCAUAACGGAUUUGUUAGAAAAGAAUAAACAAAAGAAAUGAUUCAAACUAAGUAUUGUAACCAUUCAGCACUGCUGAAUCAGCUUAUUAUGCUUGAA